CAAGUCUUUGCUGUUUGUAUCAAACGAGUCACAGACGAAGGUCAUUCGUGGAAGUCUGCAUGCAGUCAAGGGUACAUAACCCCCCCAUUGUGUGCUCUUGAUGCAGUGCAGUAGGAAUAAGAAGUGUCAUAUUGAUUUGCCCUGGAACUUGGCUGCUAACUACAGCCACAAUUACGAUGGCAUCGCCUCGCCGUAGGCUGCUUUGAUCGUGGUUGUUUCAGAGGAGAGCCCCUCGAUAGGCCUCUGCGGCCUUUGGACAAUCCUUAAAUAAAAAUCAAUCAAUCAAUUAGUAGGACGCGACGAACACUCUCACUUCCUGUAGAUCUACAAACAGAACAUGGGACAGCAUGAACUAGAAGUAAGGACCUCUCGUGGUGAGAUUGUGCAAACAGGUGCCGCUGCUGGCACAGCAAGGAUGGAGUCAACAGACGACCUAACACCGUUGAAACAUGACGUCGACGCUGCCGAGCAGCAUGUGCAAGAAGAAGAGUCCACUGGCGCGGUGGAGGCAGAACGUGCGGCGCUAUCGAGACGCAAGCUCCUGCUAGGAAUUCCCAUCGUGAUUGGCAUCGCCAUCACCUGGGCCGGCGCCACACAGACGGGAAAGAGCACUUUCACGCCGACGUUCAAUGGGCCCUUCUUCACCAUCUGGUUCUCAACGUCGUUCAUGCUCCUCUGCUUUCCCGUAUACCUCGUUGCCAAGUGUACCAUUGGUCGUGCUGCACCAAAGGACGUCUUCCGGUCUGGCUAUAGCGUUCUGGCAAGCUACAAGCUCAGCCCGCCUACAAGGCACACUCCACUUCACAAUCACGAACCCGUGUACAAUCUGAGAUACUUCCUAGUUCAGUCGUGUAUCGUCGUGGGGCCGUUCUGCUUGCUGUGGAUGGUAACAAAUUACUGCUACCUGAGAGCCCUGGCAAGCAUUGCACCAGCGGAUGUGACGGCGCUGUUCUCCUCUGCACCUGCUUUUGUCUACAUCUUCUCGCACUUCUUUCUGAAGGAGCCGUUUGUUUUGAUCCGGCCCAUCGCUGUCCUACUCGCUAUUGUCGGCAUCGUGCUGUUUGCUUAUUCUGAUGGUUUCGAGGCGGCUUCAGUGCAAGGUGUGUUGUUGUCAGUGGCAGCAGCCAUAGGUGCUGGCCUCUACAAAACGCUGUUCAAGCGCGCUGUCGGUGAUGCUGAUAUCGGUCAGGUCUCCUUCUUCCUGUCCACCUUGGCCGCGCUCAGUACGUUUGUUCUGUGGCCUGUUGUGCUGGCGUUGGCCUGGACAGGUAUUGAACAUUUGCAUGAUCUGCCCUGGGAGUUUCUCAUGCCCAACGCCAUCCUCGGCCUGCUGUUCAAUUUCCUGAUCAACUUUGGCAUUGCAUUCACGUAUCCGCUCUUCAUCUCGUUCGGCACCGUCGUAGGUUUCCCGGUCAAUGCCCUGGCUGACUAUUUGUUCCGCCACGUCUCCAUCACUGAGUUCAAGUUGGUAUCGGCCGCCUAUAUUCUAUCAGCUUUUUUCCUCAUGCUGAUGACUCCGAGGGCAUCCAAGUAUGUGGCACACGGCUUGGUCACUGUCUUCUGUUGCCGUUGGAAGCGGUUCACAGAAGAACAUGAGCUGCCCGUGUAAAUACUCGUGUACUGGUAAUAAUGGCCGAGCCAAUCGCGUACACGUGGCUCUGUUGUCGGACUUGCCGCCUGUAUUUUAACACGCACAGCCGGCUAGUGGUUCUAUGGCAAUGUGCUGUGACCGCCUUGUGACAACGUACACUCGUUGGGGCCUUGUGUUGCAUCCACGGAAGACUACUGACUUAAUGCUCGGCGUGCGUGUCAAUAAUUAACCUCAGGUGGACAGAGUAAUGUUUGGUUGAUGCGCUGCCAAGAGUAGCUAAGUACAUGUGAGGAUACAUCCCUUGCGUACUUGUUGCGUUGGAAUCGUAGCUCCGCUAUUAAUACUUUUACAGUAGUUUAAUUUAUUUGAAGAUUGCGGGUUCUUUUGGCCCAAGUUUUGGGUGAAUUAUUGUUGAGCCUUUUCCAAAGAGUUUUUCAAAAUGUUAAUUAUUUUUAUAAUUCUGGUAUACUGACUAAGCCAAUGGCGGACACGUACGUGGCUCUGCUGUCGGACUUACCGGCUGUAUCUUAACAUGCACGGCAAUUUUAUUAUGUGAAAAAAAGCUUCUCAUUCCAAGUAUAUAUUCCAGCCCUGUCAUUCAAACACAUAUCAGCGAUUCUGUAACUUGAUAAUCCCAACACCAAGUCGCUGGGUUUUGUAUAUCAAAAGCUAUACAUCAAACGGUACAUUCUAAUAAUUUUAUGUCUUGUCAACACGA
Messenger RNA from Sycon ciliatum, 2309 nucleotides. Its product is annotated as solute carrier family 35 member F4-like. Gene Ontology annotation, cellular component: membrane. The transcript has 6 exons. The record is from RefSeq and is a predicted model, not a curated record. Lineage: Eukaryota; Metazoa; Porifera; Calcarea; Leucosolenida; Sycettidae. The coding region runs from base 338 to 1609 and encodes 423 amino acids.